CCGCAAAUUUAUCCCUUCCCCGGGUUUCUCAUUUUCGUAUUCACAAAAGGUAGUCUUAUCCGCUAUCCAUAGCAGAAAUUCGCUACAAUGGCGAUGCUCUGUGCUUCCUCUUCUACACCCACUUUCUUUGUACAUUCCACUCUUAACAAUGGGAGCAAAAGUAACAGAGGCAUUCCCAGAAAGUCAUUCGUUGAUGGGUUUCCACUCCCACAAUCAAAAUCUUAUUUGCUUCCAACUCAGACCACGAUUACUCUGAAUUCUCAGUCGAAGAGUUCGGGCGUUCAAGUGCGAGCUCAGGAGCUGGAUCGUGUCCCUUUAGAACAGCGGUGGAUGUUCGAGGGGGACGAACUCGAUGGCCCUGACAUAUGGAACAAAACAUGGUACCCGAAGGCUGUAGAUCAUGUGAACACAGAAAAACCUUGGUAUGUUGUUGAUGCCACUGAUAAGAUAUUGGGAAGAUUAGCUUCGACCAUUGCCAAUCAUAUCCGAGGGAAGGAUUUGCCAACCUACACUCCUAGUGUGGACAUGGGGGCUUUUGUGAUUGUGGUAAAUGCAGAAAAAGUUGCCGUGUCGGGUAGAAAGAGGACACAAAAACUAUACCGGAGGCAUUCGGGGCGACCAGGUGGUAUGACAGUAGAAACUUUUGACCAGCUACAACAGAGAAUUCCUGAAAGAAUUAUCGAGCAUGCUGUUCGUGGUAUGCUUCCGAAAGGGAGGCUUGGAAGAGCACUUUUUAACCACCUGAAGGUUUACAAGGGACCAGACCAUCCCCAUGAGGCACAAAAGCCAGUUGAGCUGCCAAUUAGGGACAAAAGGAUAAACAAGGAAAGAUAGUACAAACGACGAAAACGAUGAAGAAACAAAGCUCUCGUCUAAGGUUUCCAAUGUUCAUAAAGUCGGAGUUAGCAUUUUCAUGCUUCAGCUUAAUUUGAUGUCAGUAUUUGAUCUGUAAUUUGAUUCCAAAUUCUUCCAAGUUAUUAACUCGUGAUAUGAGCAAAUUUUUGAAUCUUGUCCUGUUUGAAGGUUUGUUGUAAUGGUGAUUUUCAUUAAAUUUGUUGAUU
Cucurbita moschata (crookneck pumpkin) is the source of this 1061-nucleotide messenger RNA. RefSeq names its product 50S ribosomal protein L13, chloroplastic-like. Gene Ontology annotation, biological process: translation; negative regulation of translation. The transcript is spliced from 4 exons. The record is from RefSeq and is a predicted model, not a curated record. Bases 88 to 834 code for a protein of 248 amino acids. Gene Ontology annotation, cellular component: cytosolic large ribosomal subunit; ribosome. Gene Ontology annotation, molecular function: mRNA binding; structural constituent of ribosome. NCBI's taxonomy places the organism in Eukaryota, Viridiplantae, Streptophyta, Magnoliopsida, Cucurbitales, Cucurbitaceae.